UCCCAAAACUGACAUACUUAAAAUUUACCAUAUAGAGUUAUCCCAACUUUUAAGUGGAAUCAAUAAUUAUGUUAAAGUGAGACAGAGUGAACCCAUCAAAACAAUCUGUUCCAAAACUAAAAAUAGUCAGACAAAAUUGAAAACAAUGGAACAGAAUACAAAUACUUUUGUUUUAAAAAUUAGAAGAUAUGAUCUCACUGAUAAUCCUCAAGAAAUAGAAAAAACUAUACAGUUGAGCCCUAAUACAGAAUACGCAGUAUUGAAGAAGCACAUGCAAGAUAUUUGUGACAUUAACCCUGAAACCAAAGUUUUUAAGUUAAGGAACAGUCAAGGUGUGCUAAUUCCUCUCUCGUUUUUACUUGACAAUGACAAUAAGUUCUUCUAUGUUGAUGUAAACAAUGUAUCUUAUGUUGCAAAUACAAAUGCUAGUUUAUUGCAAGAUGCUUAUGUGGAUGCCAUACAUCACAAAGUAAAGACAAUUGAAUCAAGAAUAGCACAGGCUGAAUUACUAUUGCCUCAGCUAGAGUGGAGAAGGCAGUCUUACAUGGAAGAAGUGGUUAAUGGAUUGUCUUCGAAAGUUAGUUUCUUAAACAGAAGAUUUGAUGAAUUGUUGCCUCAAUUCAUGUCCAAAAUACCUGAAACUGCUUCUUAACGACAAAUUAGCUUAUAAUUUCUGACCAAAGAAUAUGUUAUUUUAAUUAUAUCACAAAAUAACAUACUACAUCAUAAGAGAGCAUUUUAUUAAUAAAAGUUUAGUUUUAAAUAUUUAUUGUACUCACAAUUAGUAAAAUGAAACAUGCAAGUAUUCUUAUUUAGGAAGCUAAACAUUACGUCAUUACGUUCAACAGUAUAUUCUAUUCUUAAAAUCAACUGUGUAGUUAUGAAACUAGAUUCUUCAUUGAUGAACCAUAAUUUAUUGUUAAAGGUAAAAAUAAACUCAAAUAAUAAACGUUUUA
Aethina tumida (small hive beetle) is the source of this 956-nucleotide messenger RNA. RefSeq lists its product as uncharacterized. The record is from RefSeq and is a predicted model, not a curated record. The transcript is spliced from 4 exons. The coding region runs from base 146 to 652 and encodes 168 amino acids. Lineage: Eukaryota; Metazoa; Arthropoda; Insecta; Coleoptera; Nitidulidae.